GCAGCGCAGCAGAAGCUUGUCAGGUUGUCUGCCUACACUUGCAGGACACUCUGUACGCUGGACGCACCUCGUGACGUCACUCCUCCCUGACUGUACGAAUCACCCGCAAUGGAAUCAGUUAAGAAGGUUAAGGAGACCCUGGCCGUGGACCUGGGUGCCCUCCUAGACGCAGGUGACGGCGCUAUGGUGACAGUGGUGGCAGGAGAGACGCGGCUGGCUGCGCACAGGGCCGUCCUGGUCGCUAGGAGCCCCGUGUUCCAGGCAAUGUUCCACCACGACACCCUGGAGGCCAGCAGCGGCCAGGUCGCCGUCACAGACGUGGAGGGGCCAGUGAUGCGGCAGCUGCUGGCCUACAUGUACACCCUGCAGGCCCCCCAGCUGUCCGGCAUGGCCCCCCAGCUGCUGGCGGCUGCAGACAAAUACGGCUUGUCAGACCUGAAGGAUGUGUGCGAGCAACAGAUGGCUGAACAACUCGAUGUGGAGAAUGCGGCGACGGCAGCCGUGCUCGCUCUGAGACACUCCUGCCCCACCCUCAGACAAGUCGCUGUUGCAUUCAUAAAGGCCCACAAAUACCAGGUGGUGAUGACGCAAGACUGGGCAGACGCUACGGUCAGCCACCCACUCUCUGUUGUGGAGUUAACCCGACUGAUCGUAGAGCCACCUGCAGAAACCAGAGCAUCAGCCACUACGGAGAGCCGGCUCAUCCCGGACACUCAGCUGUAUGGCGACGACGACUGGCCUGACCCAGCUGCAGUGCCCACAGCUUCCCGCCGCUUUCCCCCACUUUUCGACAUCGCUGUCUUGUACUAUCGGAGCCUUCCUGGGCUGCAGAGAGACAGGAACCUGAUCCAGGCGGGUGAGGAGGGGGCAGUGGAGAAGCUGGAGGCACUGCUCGCAGCAGGGGCGGACGUGAGUGCGGGGGAUGAGCAGCGGCUGACGGCUUUGCAUUGUGCAGCAAGGGAGGGACACGUGCGGGCCGUGAAUUGUCUGUUGGAGCAUGGGGCAGAGGUGGACGCCAGGAGCAAUUUGGAGAAUACACCUUUGCACUUGGCAGCAUGGAAGGGCCACGCAGCUGUGGUGCGGCUGCUGCUGGCGUCAUCCGCUGACCCUAACGCCACGAAUCGCUUUGGGAAGACGCCGCUGCACAGGGCGGCGCUCGACGGUCAUGCAGGCGCGGCGGCUGUGCUGCUGGAGUCAGGGGCCAACAGGCGGGCCAUCGAUAACACGGGGGACACUCCGCUGGACCUCGCCAGGCAGAACUACCAGCUAGAGCUCAUAGAUAUGCUAACAUAACGCUGGAAAUCUUACGAAUCUAGGUUGGCAAAAAAACAAAAAAAUCGCUACCUGACAUCUCGUUAUUUUA
Molecule: messenger RNA, 1363 nt
Organism: Schistocerca nitens (vagrant locust)
Lineage: Eukaryota; Metazoa; Arthropoda; Insecta; Orthoptera; Acrididae
Product: speckle-type POZ protein-like
Exons: 4
Coding region: 109-1293 (394 amino acids)
Molecular function (GO): protein binding
Source: RefSeq, a predicted model, not a curated record